AUGGCCAGUAUGGCGUAUGGCUGCGCCCAUAGAGUUUCCUAACUCUAUGGCUGCGCCCACGACCGGCGUUGUACUGCCAUUGUGCUGCUGCGCCCCUCUCAUUGUGGUGAAAGUUUUUAAUAGAUGUGGCAUGUGAGGUCAUACGCGUUGUUUAUGGCCGUUCCUCUUUAGCGUUCGUGGUCAAAGAUAGCGCACGGCUGUUUUUUAUCGUGGUUAACUAGCACGCACCGUAAGAGCAACUUGUGAAGUUUCGUUGUUUCAAAUUAAAAUAGUGAACCAGUGCGGUGUCAAUCAGUGGUAGAUGUGAAAUACCCGACAUUCAUAUGUUGACUUCAACGAGCUUUGUCACCGAUCAAGAGACAACUUGACAACUUAGCUGUGUAGGUCCAAGAUGCACGCGUCAGGCAGUAUCAACCUGACCAGUCAAGGUACUUCAAGUGCCCUGGUCCAUGCAGCCCUGGCAUCUUGCAGUCCACAACAGCAGCAGCAACAGCAGCAGCAGCAGUUAGGUGCUCAGGCUGCAGCACUUUAUCAUGCAGCCAACCCUGCGAUGGCCAGCAUACCUCACUGGGCAGCCCCAAUGGCAGCACCGCCAUUUCCAGUUGCCCGUCCAACCAUUCCCCCACCCAUUCCCUACAGAGCUGUGCCUAGUGCAAGCUAUGAUGCAGGCAUGCUCCGUUCACAAGGGCAACUGCCAUUGCAGGCACAGCCACAGUGGAACACAUCCUGUGUCCCUGUUCUUCCAAUCUCUUCUUUGUCUAGUCAGUAUCGCAGCUAUCAGGCUGCUGCUCUACAACAGCUGACAACUCAAGCUUACUCAAGCACGUCUAGUCAGGCUUGUGCAAGCUGGAAACAAGCAAAUACCAGUGACAUGAAAAGUAGCAGUAUGGAGAGACGCAGGAGCUCCUAUCGCAGCAGGGACAGGUCACGGGAAAGGCGAAGAAGUCGUAGCCGGGAGAGACACCGCCGGAGUUCGCCUGGUGGCAGGCGAGAUGUCCGAUGGCGCUCACGAGAUGGUUCUUCAAGGCGGCGUAGUUCACACCGAAGCCUGUCACAUUCCCAUUCACCGUCUUCGAAAGACCACCAUCGUGACUCAUCUCGCCCAAGGUCAUCUAAUUACAGUGGGGCUUCAUCACUUUCCCACUCUUCACGAAGGCUAGAUCGACAUACAGACCGAAAACGUGACUACCAUGAAGAGAGACGGAAGAAAGAUGGAAUUGAAGAGAAGGAGAAGAGGCGAAGCAAAGGCAGGAGUGCUUCAACAAAAACUAGCAGACAGUGUCCAGAGGAAGGUGAUCAGACAGACGAUGAAAUGUCUGCUAGUCAGGAGCCUGAGCCAGAUGACCCAGAGGAGGAAGAUUAUCUUUUGGAGUCUGCGCGCUGGAUUCGUAGCAGUCCUGCAGAACUGUACUACCAAAGAGAUGAAAAGGUUUCAGGACUUGUGACAGGAACAGCCAAGCUACAGAUCCUGCAGGACAAGUUCAGGCAUGAGUUGGUGGAACGAGCAGCAUGGGUGAAAAGCAAGCAAGAGCCAUACAAUCCUCCUCCUCGAAAGAACAAGCUCUGCAACCCCAAGUCACAUCCCAUUGCUAACCCUGGUACAAGUGAUUCUUCAAGCAACGAAUCCGAGUCAGAUGAUGACAACGCCAUGGAGGAGUUAGAAGUAAAAAGAAAGCAUCCAUACCGACUGCAUCAGGAACUGUGGUACAAUGACCCUGGAGAGAUGAAUGACGGUCCUUUGUGCCGAUGCAGUGCUAAGGCUCAGCGGUCAGGUAUUCGGCAUGGAAUUUAUCCUGGUGAGGAGCCACUCACUCCCUGUGACCCCAACACUAACAACGUUGGACGCCUGCACCAUUAUCGUAUUGUGGUCACUCCUCGUACAAAUUUCACCAUGAAGUGUCCAACCACCAUCAAGCAUGAUGGACAUGAAUUUGCAUUUGAGGGCUUCUCUCUGCUUUCGCACUGGCCACUUCCGAAGCUGCCUACAUGCCGAGUGAUCCGAUUUAACAUUGAGUAUGCAGUACUCUACCUAGAAGAGCAGAUGCCUGAGAACUUUACUGUUGAAGGCCUUGAGCUCUUUACACGUUACCUGUUCUUUGAAGUACUUGAGAUGCUUGACCUCGAUUGGCAUGCGCAUGGAGAUAAGGAUGGGUGCCCUCGAUUCCACUUCAUGCCUCGCUUUGCACGAAAAUUAGAAGACAAUGGGAAGGAGUUGCUGUCACUGAAUGUUGUGCUGAACUACCUUCUAACCAAGAAUGUGCCCCUGGUGUCAGCUGAGGAGCUUCCCCACCUCUAUGAGACGUCCCAAAGCAAGUGGCAGGCAUAUGCUGACCAGGUUAAGGGCAUGAUUGUUGUAAAUCCCGGAAUGAAGCCAUGUGCUCUUCGCGUGGAUCAGCUGGAUCGAGAGUUGUGCAAUGAAGAAGGCACUGUGUUUCCAGAGAUUGUGCACUUUGGCAUCCGACCACCACAGCUCAGUUAUGCUGGGAAUCCCAUGUACCAGAAGGCGUGGCGAGACUACGUAAAGUUUCGUCAUCUGCUUGCCAACAAGCCCAAAGUGCUUUACACUGACCGGCACAAGCUACUCCAGAAGGAAGUCAAGCUUCAAGAGAUGAGGCUCAAAAGCAACUUGAAGAGGGACGUUACUGUGGUAGUAAGCAGCAAGGGCUUCUAUCGGACAGGCAUCAUGUGUGAUGUAGUACAGCAUGCCCUGCUGCUUCCCGUGCUUGUGUGCCACCUUCGUUUCCACAAGUCUCUGGACUUCCUGGAAAGCAUCAUCGGGACUGAAUUUAAGGACCGUUAUCUUCUCCAGCUGGCGUUAACACAUCCAUCUUACCGGGAGAACUUUGGCACUAACCCAGACCAUGCACGCAACUCACUGACCAACUGUGGCAUCAGGCAGCCUGAGUACGGGGAUCGGCGCAUACACUACCUCAACACACGAAAAAGAGGCAUCAAUACCUUGAUCAACAUCAUGUCACGCUUUGGCCGACAAGAGGAGACGGCAUCCAGCAUCAGCCAUAAUGAGCGGUUGGAGUUUCUUGGUGAUGCAGUGGUGGAGUUUCUCUCAAGCAUCCACCUUUUCUUUAUGUUCGCCGACCUUGAAGAAGGUGGAUUGGCCACCUAUCGAGCUGCCAUUGUCCAGAACCAGCACUUGGCCGUUCUUGCUAAGAAACUGGAGUUGGAGAAGUACAUGCUUUAUGCUCAUGGUUCAGACCUCUGCCAUGAUUUGGAGCUGCGUCAUGCCAUGGCCAACUGCUUUGAGGCACUUAUGGGUGCCCUUUUUCUAGACAGUGGCAUCAAAGUGGCUGACAGGGUCUUUUCUACAACUCUUUUCUCGGAGCCUGACCUUCUGGACGUCUGGGUCAACUACCCACCACACCCCUUGCAGGAACAAGUGCCUGAGGGUGAUAGAAAGUGGAUUGACUCCGUUCCGCUGCUGAAGAAACUGAAUGAGUUUGAACAGCUGACUGGCAUUGAGUUUACCCACAUACGACUGCUGGCCAAAGCCUUCACUCACCGCAGCAUUGGAUUCAACAACCUCACCUUGGGCUCAAACCAGAGGCUAGAAUUCCUGGGCGACACCGUUUUGCAGCUGGUUGCUUCUGAGUAUCUCUACAAAUACUUUCCAGAGCACCAUGAAGGCCAUUUAUCUCUUCUCCGAAGCUCUCUGGUGAACAACCGGACACAAGCAGUAGUGUGUGAUGAUUUGGGGAUGGUGGAAUACACUAUAUAUCCAUACCCAAAGGCUGAGCUCAAGACUAAAGAUCGUGCUGACAUUCUUGAAGCUUUCUUGGGAGCACUGUUUGUUGACCAGGGUUUGGAGUACUGCAAUGCAUUCUGUCAGGUGUGCUUCUUUCCACGGCUGCAGGACUUCAUUCUCAACCAGGACUGGAAUGAUCCAAAGAGUAAGCUGCAACAGUGCUGUCUCACACUGCGAUCUAUGGAUGGUGGAGAGCCAGACAUACCCAUGUACAAAGUGAUUGAGUGUAAGGGACCAACCAAUACCAGGGUGUACACAGUGGCAGUGUACUUCAGGAGAAAAAGGCUUGCCACAGGAUCUGGUCACAGCAUCCAACAAGCUGAGAUGGCUGCUGCCUCAAAAGCUCUGGAAGCAUCCAAAGAACUCUUCCCCCAACUGAGCCAUCAACGAAGAGUCCUUGAAAGAAGUCUCAAGCAGCGAGUUCCAGGCAAGGAGGAUGAACACAAUACUCCGACAACCAAGAAAUUGCGAGACGACUCUUCUGCAGAUCCACGAAGCAGGCACAAUUCUUCGUCAUCACGAUCACAUAGAAGUCUUGACAGAAGGAGGACAAGUGGCGAAAGGAAGAGGAGGUCAAGAUCAAAGAGCAGGGACACCCCUAAAGCAGAUGACAGAAAACCAAAGGAAGUGCUGUGAUUCAUCAGUUUCAGUGCACGCUCAUCUUCAUCUGUCAGUAUAUAAACAGUGAAAUGCAGCUUUCUUACAGCAUUUCACUGCAGCAGUUUUGUUAUUUAGAGCAAAAGUGUGACCAUGUAGCCAAACAGUAUCAUUUGUGUGUUUUUCGUGUGAAGUGCUCACAGUAUCUGAUGUUAUUUGCAUGGAAGCAAGAAGGCUUGGAGCAUCAAUCGAACAUGUGUUUGUAAUAGUGUUUAGAUCAUUGUUGAAAUGUGUGUGCCUCACUAAUACUGGUGUCACAUGGAUAUUCCAAGGGUUUUGAAAAGGUAACCUAUCGACUCAACGGCGAUGUAGGCACUGCCACACGGGCAGUUUCAACAGUCGAGUCACUAGUCUGUUGAGUCGACGGAGUUGUGCUGAACUCUAUCGAAAUCUAAGGCCUUUGAACAGUGGACACGGGCAUCCUCUUUCACUUCGUGUUUAUUGUGGUGAGUGGUAAGCGAUACUACACUCAGUGAAAAAGAUUAGCAAGAAAGUGUUUGCUUUUCUUGUAGUAGCAACAAGUGCAAGUCUCAUGCCAUGAUGAAAACACUGCAGCCAGCAGCCUCAAUGUUGCCAGAGUGCUCAAAUAAAACUGACAACAAUCCGUACAAUAUGUAAGAGUGUGACCACCACCUAAUUAAAGAUAGUACACUUCAGUAUGUCAUUUAAAUUCCUUGCAGCAAUGAAAACUCACUCUUUAGGUUCAGUAAAUCCUCGUUAUAACGAAGCAAAUGGGACGACGCAAAAUUUGAUAUAAGAGGUGAUUCGAUAAAAGCAACUACACCAUAAAAGCUAACAAAUUUGAGCUGAAAUAGCACAACUCUGCAGAAUUCUAAUAUGGGUGUCACAUAGCGCAUUUUCCAUCACGAUCAAGCCAGAUCAGGAUCGAAUUUCUCAAUUGCGAUUGGCUCCUUCACGUCAAACUGCCUGAGGGAGCCAAUAGGGUCUCGGGUCAGGUGAAUUUGGGCCCACUAGACAUGCAGAAGGCGGCACGGAGUAACAUCCCAAACUUUGGACAUCGCUUGCAUGUCCGCACAGCAGGACAUUAUUAAUGCUGCGUACAUGUUACGGACAUAUGCCAGAACCUCUUGCACAGUGUUUGUCAUAAUGUCAAUUAUGGUCGCAUUAAAUGCUGUGUUACAGAUGCAAUUAACGGCCCAUGCUUAAAAAAGAGAUACAUUGUGUGCAUGCACAUGCCAUGAUGGCGUAGUGGUUAUGAUGUUGCGUUACUAAGCCCGAGACACAGGAUCGAAUCCUGGUUGCAGCGGUCGCAUUUCAAUAGGGGUGAAAUGCAAAAACUGUGAAGACCUGUCAGUAAACUUAUUAGGCAUCUCGGUGUUCGUACUGUGACUAGAGACUGCGCAUGUGCGUCUGUAAAUUAAGGAACAUGUGCUAUGUCCCACAACAGUAACACCUUUCCCAGCUUGGUAUGCUUCACCGCAUAACUCUUCUGCAUUGUGGCGAAGCUAACUUUAAAGGCAAAUACUGUCAAGUGAAUUGACUUGUUUCGGCGUUUUUUUAUGUCCUUUGUUUAAUUCGACCUGCCGGAUAAUUCCACCAGUUUUGUCGAUCCCGUCAUGAUCGAAUUAAUGGAAGUCUACUGUAUAUAUAAGCUUCGUGUACCCUAUCAUUUUUAUGCUUCAAAGAAAUAUAUGUAAAAAGAUACCUAGUUUCUGUUCAGUCCAGCAUUCAGUUUAAACUUUUCUCUGUUCGCACAUUACUAGUGCAUACUGACUUCUGGAUGAUGGUUGAAAAGUAGGUACUUAAGAAAGUGAGAAAUAUGGGCAGAAACUACCAUGUAGGCCUUUUGUACCAGCCUUGGUUCGUUGAAACAAUAUUUCAUACUUCUGUAGUUGUAGAACUGAAGUCCAACUUGUUGCAAGCCAAAAAUAAAGAGCAGUGCUGGUAUGUU
This is a messenger RNA of Dermacentor andersoni, 6329 nucleotides long. RefSeq names its product ribonuclease 3 drosha (gene drosha). Gene Ontology annotation, biological process: pre-miRNA processing; primary miRNA processing; rRNA processing. Gene Ontology annotation, cellular component: nucleus; microprocessor complex. The record is from RefSeq and is a predicted model, not a curated record. Gene Ontology annotation, molecular function: ribonuclease III activity; RNA binding. Lineage: Eukaryota; Metazoa; Arthropoda; Arachnida; Ixodida; Ixodidae.